Molecule: messenger RNA, 1913 nt
Organism: Quercus robur (English oak)
Lineage: Eukaryota; Viridiplantae; Streptophyta; Magnoliopsida; Fagales; Fagaceae
Product: pentatricopeptide repeat-containing protein At3g04130, mitochondrial
Exons: 2
Coding region: 255-1823 (522 amino acids)
Molecular function (GO): protein binding
Source: RefSeq, a predicted model, not a curated record
UUUUUCAAUCUUCACCGCUUUCUCGAGUUCUCUCUUUGUUUUUCCCCGAGUCUGUGUCUGACCUUUUUAUAUAUUCUCUCUCUUGCCGCCGGCCAACACCUUGCCUAGUCUAGCAUCGCCGGCCGGCCGUGUUCUCCGGUUAGCAUCACCGCCGGUUCUGAGUGAACCAGUCUUUUCUCCAGUUUCCACACCGACGUCGUUUUGAGCAAGGACAAGAAAAUUGAAACCUGGUUUUAGCAUUUUCGCUCUUCUCCAUGACCUUCCAUGUUCAGAAAUGUGCUAAAAACAUUCAUAACUUGGUUGGUCCAGCAAUAUCUUUUGCCUUAAUCCAUGAUUCUUCUCAGAGCUUCUCUCGUGCUUUUUCUUCAUGUCUUUCUUUUCCAUUGGAGUCUUCCCAUGUCAUAGGAAGUGGAUAUACUGAUCAUGAACAACAAUAUGAAGACUCGGAAAGAUUGUCUGCUCUUGACAUUCUUGUAGCUAGAGUUCCUAUAGGAGUUAGUGAAGAUGAAGUUCUUCAGUCUCUGUUGCGUGAUCAAGCAUGUAAUAGCAUAAGGCUCUCUUCUGAGCUUGUUGAUAAGUUGCUUCAUAAGUUCAAGGAUGAUUGGAAGUCUGCAUUGGGCUCUUUUAGAUGGGCAGGGUCACGCUCAGGUUAUAAACACACACCUGAAGCUUAUGAUAUGUUAGUGGACAUAUUGGGUAGAAUGAAGCAAAUGGAUAAGAUGAAGGCUCUGUUGGAAGAAAUGAAUCAAUAUCAUCUUGUGACCCUUAAUACUAUAGCAAAAGUGAUGAGAAGGUUUGCUGGUGCUGGGAAAUGGGAAGAUGCUGUGAGGAUAUUUGAUGAGUUAGGAACUUUUGGAUUGGAGAAGAAUACAGAAUCAAUGAAUUUGUUGCUUGACACCCUUUGCAAAGAGAACAAGGUUCAGCAGGCCCGUGAGAUCUUCUUGGAGCUCAAGUCACAUAUUUCACCCGAUGCUCACACGUUUAACAUUUUCAUUCAUGGUUGGUGCAAAGCCAAUAGGGUCGAUGAGGCAUAUUGGACAAUCCAAGAGAUGAAGGGACAUAGCUGUCGACCUUGUGUCAUUAGCUACUCAACCAUCAUCCAAUUCUAUUGCUACCAGUAUAACUUUGGUAAGGUCUAUGAGCUGCUUGAUGAAAUGCAAGCUCAUGGGUGUCCGCCAAAUGUUGUUACUUUCACCACUAUCUUGUGUUCAUUGGCAAAGUCAGAGGAGUUUGAGGAAGCGUUGCAUAUUGUUGACAGGAUGAAGUUGGCUGGAUGUAAACCUGAUACACUUUUCUACAAUUCAUUGAUCCAUACUCUUGGGAGAGCUGGCUUUGUGCAGGAGGCUGUUUAUGUUUUUGAGGUGGACAUGCCUCAGACUGGCGUCAAACCAAACACAUCAACCUAUAAUUCACUGAUUGCUAUGUUUUGCCGUCGUGGUCAGGAACAAAAUGCCUUGAAUGUCCUAAAAGACAUGGAAAAAUCAGGCCUUUGUAAGCCUGAUGUUCAGACAUACUACCCAUUGCUCAAGUCGUGCUUUAAAACUGGGAAAACAGAUAGUUGUUUAAGAAAAUUAUUGGAUGACAUGGUCAAUAAGCAUCACCUGAGUCUUGAUAUAUCAACCUAUGCACUUCUAAUUCAUGGGCUUUGCCGAGCAAAUAAAUGUGAGUGGGCUUACACAAUCUUUGAGGAGAUGAUUGGUCAAGAGAUAACACCUAGAUAUCACACAUGCUGUUUGCUAUUGGAUGAAGUCAAACAGAAAAAUAUGUAUGCUGCUGCUGAAAGGAUUGAAGAUUUGAUGAAAAAAUUACAAUUUUUUGACUAACAAUCAUGUCAAGGUGAACAAGCGUAUAUUUUUUCUCUUCUGAAAGAACAGAAACAUCUACUUCUGUCUUCUACAACAGACGAUUAGCUA